This is a messenger RNA of Corylus avellana, 453 nucleotides long. NCBI's taxonomy places the organism in Eukaryota, Viridiplantae, Streptophyta, Magnoliopsida, Fagales, Betulaceae. The record is from RefSeq and is a predicted model, not a curated record.
CAAAAUUACUCCCAUGGCAAAGUUCGUAGCUUUAACGAUGGCAUACACAACAGUUGUUAUUGCAUGCAUGUUGAUGGCUAAUUCUCAUCAUCAUGUUGAUGCAUCAAUAACGUGUGCGGAGAUCACAACCUUACUCACACCAUGCAUCCCCUACGCGAUCACUGGAGGGAACGUACCGACCGUUUGCUGUGAGGGCUUAAAAAUAACCGAUGCUGCUUCCAACACCGUAGAAGAAGAAAGAGUCGAAUGUAGUUGCAUCCAGAAUGGUCUUGCACCCAUCUCAGGAAUCAACUACGAUUUCGUUGCCGCCCUUCCCGACAAAUGCAACCAUACUGCUCCCUACAUAGUUACACCCACUACCGACUGUUCCAAGGUGCCGUAAGUCGCCUUUUUCUAAUAAAAUAUGGAUAUGAAAAUAAAGCUCCAGUGAAGCUAGCUAGCGUCGACCGUCCG